Molecule: messenger RNA, 2985 nt
Organism: Lodderomyces theae
Lineage: Eukaryota; Fungi; Ascomycota; Pichiomycetes; Serinales; Debaryomycetaceae
Exons: 2
Coding region: 1-2985 (994 amino acids)
Biological process (GO): positive regulation of kinase activity; phosphatidylinositol biosynthetic process
Cellular component (GO): PAS complex; fungal-type vacuole membrane; endosome membrane
Source: RefSeq, a predicted model, not a curated record
AUGGCGCCUUCAACUCAACAGCCGGUCCUCGACCAAUCGAUAAUCAAGGACCUUUCCAACCAUAUCUACGAGAAGCGAAAAGCCACUGCAUUCCAAAUUGAAUCACUAACAAAGUCUGCCUUAAGUCGAAAUGAUAGUCAAACAAUAUAUCGCAUCAUUCACGAAUUAACAACAAUGACCAUGACCAGUGGGUCCAACUCGGCCAAAAUGGGUGCCAUUACAGCAUUGGGGAGCGUUUCCGUAGCAGUGGGCUCUUUUGCAAUUGCCUACUUUCUUGACGAUAUAAUCCGACCCAUUUUCGCCACGUUUCGCGAUACGGAUGCUCGUGUGCGAUAUUAUGCAUGCGAGUCGUUGUACAAUGUCGCCAAGAUUGCCAGAGGAGAGAUUUUGCUAUACAUUAAUGAGGUUUUCGACGUGUUGUGCAUCUUGGUGAGUGAUGCUGAGAGCAGUGUUAAGAAUGCAGCCGAUAUCUUGGAUAGGUUGGUCAAGGACAUUAUUAGUGCGAAAGCUACGAGCUAUGUGAGUAUAUUACAACAACAGAGGUAUGCACAAAAUUUGCAAGAGCAACAGGGACAAGGACAAGGGCAAGGACAAGGACAAGGACAAACAUCACUCCAGCAACAGCCUGAUCUGGGAGAGUUGGCGUUUGCUGAUUUGUUGAGGUCUCAGGGAAGCGAUGAAAUAAUGCAGUUGAGCAACCCCCAGGACCCAGCAAAGGCAUUCCUGUUACCCAAAUUUAUGCCGACCUUGUUGGAGAGAAUGUAUACCGUUGAUCCAUUUACGAAAAAGUUUCUACUCAGUUGGCUUGAAUUGUUUGAUGAUAUACCAAACUUGGAGUUGAUUACCUUUUUGCCUAGUUUUUUGAAACCUUUGGUCCGAUUCAUUUUAAAUAAUUCACCUAGUGAUAUCAAGUUGGAGACACAGAAUUUGUUGAAUGUGUUUUUGAAGGAGAUCAAGGGGAUUUCAAGAGUCAAGAUUGAACAUAAACGCAAAGUCAAGAUUGAACAUAAACGCAAGUUGCGAGAACAAGAAAUUGAAAGGGAAAAGAAGGAGAAGGAGAGGGAGAAGGAGAAGGAGAGAGAGAAGGAAAAGGAGAAAGAAAAGGAUAAGGAACAGAAGGCAGAGGAAGCUGAGGGUAAGGGAAAGGAUGGUGAGAGUGGAGUGAGGAAAAAAUUGAACGAGUUUGGAAAGCCAAAAAAUGAGGACAAGAGCUCCAAAGAAGAGAACGAGGAUAAAACUGCAAAGGAGAGUCAAGAUGCUGUUGAUGAUGAUGGUGAAUCAAGUAUAAAGUCUUAUGAUACAACCAUCAUUCACAAGAAACAGGACACCUCAUUGUCCAUUCAAAAUUCCACAGAGUUGAAUUUAGAUGGAGUGGGCAUUAACGAUGAGGAAGAUAAAGAACUGGAUGAAGUGCCCUUUGGUCAAGACAUUUACAUCGAGUACCUGAAAAUUAUUACCAUUUUGGUUUCCUUUUUGCGUGAGUUUGAAAAGCAAGAAACGGUUGCCAAGAAUGAUCUUCUCAUUGACUCAAGAGAAACAUAUUGUGACGUACAGUUUAUUGCUUUGAAAUGGUUACAGGCAUUGAUUGAUGUUUCGCCACAAGAUGUACUCAUUGCUUUGCCAGAGUGUAUCUCAGUCAUCUUGAAAAACAUAACUGUUACGGAACAAACCCAAGAUCUUGAAUUGCAAAACCAGCUUAUCAAUGUCAGCUUCAGUUUGCAAGCGUUUUUGGGCAAAGUUUAUGACGAUGUGUCCUUGUUUGAACUAUAUGGAGUCAAUGAUGAAAGUAUGACCAAGUUCAACUCAACACAGUUGCCACAAACAUUAUCGGCCAUCAUCAAUGAGUACUUGAAGCCAGUCUCGUCGUCAAUGGCAACUAUAUCAACCAGCAUGGCUGGAGCAAAUGGCACCAGUGACUACGAACUUUCACGAAUCACCUCCUUGGAAUGGCUAAUCUUCAUAUACGAACAUAAUCCAGUUGAUUUUUUGAAAUUCUUUCAAUCUACUUACAAGUUUGAAUUGAUUGAUUUGCUCAAGUAUGACACAAGCAACGAAGUUAUACUCAAAGUGUUGCAAUUGUUGGCGAGGAUCUCGGAAUCGAAUCCGGAAUUUUUCAAAGAUUUUAUUGUCAAGUUGUUGAAAUUGAUUCAAGUGGAGGGUUAUGAGAAAUCCAUCAAAAUUGAAUUCAUUAUUAGAAAGCUAUGUCUUUGCUUGAACUCGGAAAUUAUCUUCACUACGUUGUCGGAAGUGUUGCAACAACACUAUCACCAGCAGCAAGAGCAGCAGCAGCAAGAACAAAAGCGGGAACUGAAGUCAUCGCAUCAAAAGCUAAAUCUGGAUCAACACGAUAAUCAGCAAUUGCGUCGGAGUAGCGAGAAAACCAAUAUACAAGAUCUGGAGAUACCUGAUCAAUCCAAGUUAGAAUUCGCCAAUAUGUUGAUUGUGACUCUAAACAAUAUACUCCUCACAUCCAGUGAGUUGGCUCCAUUUAGAAAAAAGUUGAAAACUUUAGACUUGACUACAUCACUGAAGGAUUGGUCCUUAUUUGCCACAUUGUUCAAAAGUUGGUGUUUUAAUGCUCCCAGUGCCAUUGCUUUAUGCUUACUAACGUCAAAUUAUGAAUUGUCGUAUCAAAUAAUAAAGAAUUUGUCUGAGGUGGAAGCCACAUCUCAACUACUCACCCAGUUGGACGUCCUUAUUCAGUUGUUGGAGCUGCCAAUAUUCAUUAAAUUGCGAUUACAAUUGCUCGAACCGGAAAAUUACCCAUUUUUGUACAAAACCUUGUAUGGCAUAUUGAUGAUUUUGCCACAGUCGAGUACGUUUAUGACAUUGAGGAAUAGAUUGACUGUUUGUGGGGUUCAAGGGGUUGUGGGUAGCGAUGGUAGUGGAACUGGAGGUGGUUCCGAGGUUAAAGGCGAACUAUCGCUACGAAGAAAGAGGGUCAAUGAGUUGUUGGAGAGGUUUAAGGAAGUUAACAGGAUAUAG